UCCCUCCACAGUCCACACCCUACCAUUCCAUCACCAGACUCCCCGAUAGCAAAAGAUGCUAAAUUUCUCAUGUGUCAGGGCAUAUGUGAACGUGUCAGCCAUCCACUGAGUGGUUCGUUCAAACCAGAUAACGAGCAGACAUGAAACAUGAGACUCGGUACUCUUGCUCUUGCUCUUGACCACUCCAACCGUAAUUCUCUCGGUGAACCCACUCGAUGGCCUAAAUGUUAGCAGCCGCAGAGUACAGCAACCAUACCGGCCGGCAGCUGCAGCCGGAGACGAGCCAGAGCGAGCUCAGCUUACCUAGAGUGCUCUGUGUCCUAUCUUCCAUGAUAGAGAAGCUGGUGGCACGAAAUGACAGGCUCGUUGAUGGCCUGGACCAGCAGCUCGACGGGCUGUGCUGUGGCUCUGUGAGACUCGGGAAGAGCUUGAAACCCUUUCAUGGUGUGAGAGCUCCGAGCAUAAGCAUACCCAAGUAUUUGGAGAGGAUUUACAAGUACACUAGUUGCAGCCCAUCUUGUUUCGUGGUUGGUUAUGCGUAUAUAGACAGGCUCAUACAUAGGCACCCUGACUCGCUUGUGGUAUCCUUGAAUGUACACAGAUUGAUAAUUACCAGCGUCAUGGUUGCUUCCAAGAUGCUGGAUGAUGUACAUUAUGACAACGCGUUUUAUGCUCGAGUGGGAGGAGUGAGCAACGCUGAAUUAAACAAGCUUGAAAUAGAGUUGCUCUUUCUAUUAGAUUUUGGAGUGAUGGUAAGCUCUCGGGUUUUCGAAGGCUACUGCUUGCACUUGGAAAAAGAGAUGCUUGUGAAUGGGACAGGCAUGAAGAUUGAGAGAGCAUUGGUAGCCAGCGCUGUAGAUGACCCUGAGACCGAAAUAUCAGUUGAAGAUCGUUUUAACUCUUCCCCAUCAUCUUAAAUUGUGCUUGCGGGCUGACCUAAUGACCUUGAGUCAUUUGUUUUGCUGAAUUUUGGGUCCCCUGCUUCCCUCCUCUUUUCAUUCUUCCUCGUUUUCAUAAUCUUCUCAAAUCGUGUCACACCUUUCUAUUCCUGCGGAAAAAGGAUGAAGCUUGUAGUUCAUGGAAUCCAUACGAGUAGUGUCAACUUGGCUAUAAUCGAAAUUUGUUAGUUAUUAAAAUUGGAGCAAUGUUGAAUAGCCUCGGUGGCUAUCUUCUAUCUCAUCCAUUAUCAAUGAUAUGUGGGUUUUCAA
Molecule: messenger RNA, 1208 nt
Organism: Prosopis cineraria
Lineage: Eukaryota; Viridiplantae; Streptophyta; Magnoliopsida; Fabales; Fabaceae
Product: cyclin-U1-1
Exons: 2
Coding region: 225-917 (230 amino acids)
Biological process (GO): regulation of cyclin-dependent protein serine/threonine kinase activity
Molecular function (GO): protein kinase binding
Source: RefSeq, a predicted model, not a curated record